AGGGAAGGUGCCAGUCUGCGCCGGCUCGUCCCUCUCCCGAGCAGCCAAUCGCCGGUGAGCGGCCGGGCACGCGCGCGCGCGCGCCUCCUGGAGUUUAACGGUCGCGUGAGGCCAAUUCCCCGGGCCAGGCUAGGCAGAGGCGAGGAGGCCAGUUUUCCCUGUUCAUCUUCAGACUCCUUGGAAGCAUAGCGGACUUCAUAGCUCUGAAUGUCAGCUGCUGAGGAUGCCGGUAGACGAUGAGGCAGCUGAAGAGGAGCUGGAAGCAGCCUCCUCCUUCAGGAGAAACAACAGUGCUUCCAAAUGACAGAGCUUAACCAUUUCCAUACGAUAUGGAGGAUUUUGAUUUGGCAGAAACUUUACAAAAAUCUUCACCUUCUGCAGACUCUGAUAUUAAAAGUACUCCCCAUUCUCUCGGAUUGAGCUUGCGUGCUAAUAGAAGUAGUCCCCACCUUAGUACAAAUGGGGUAUCCUCUUUCUCAGGGAAGACCGGGCCACCUGUCGUUCAAGGCACAGUCGAAGUCCUCACUGCUUUAACACAAGAGCUGCAGAACAGUGACCGGACUGCCUCAGAGCUUUGGAAGAACUGUGAGGCCAGGUGGUUGCAGCUGUUCAGUGUGGUUGAGCGACAGUGCCAGGAGCAGAUUGUUGCCCAGCAGGAGCAGUUUCACAGGAAGAUCCAGCACAUACAGGAGGAGAUUAGGAAGUUGGUGAAACUGCAGCUCAGCACUGCUUCCUGGCCUUCCUGGAGCAGCGGCUCUGUCAGUGAACAACAGGUGCCCUCAGAAAACCAAAUGGGCUGCUUAUCUGAAAACAGCGAAAGAAAUGAGUCUGUUACCAGUUACCCAGAGUCUAAGGAACCCGAGACACAGCCAGAAUUGUCCACAUCCCACCUAGACUGCAAUGUGGAUAGCAGCUCAGUGAGCAGUGGCUACGGCACCUUCUGCAUCCUGGAGAUGAACACGCACAAGGCUAAGGAGCCCCCAGAGCCCAUGGAGCCUGAGGAGGCUUCCAAGGGGCAGCACACAGCCCCUGCGGUGCAGGCACAUGCCCCUGUAGGUGGCACAGCAGCCAUGAACUUUUUUGCACAGACCCCUGAAGAGCUUUGUGCUCCUCUAAAGGAAGAUGUUUCUACUUUUCCUGGUGAAUUUGAACAUAAUUUUCUUAGUGAAAACAAGAUUUCAGAAGUGUACAGUGGAAAAGCAAAUAGUAGUAAGUCUGUAACAUCAUGGGCACAAAAGCUGAAGCAGAACCAGCAAAAGCAAGCACAUACAGAAGAUGGCUACUCAAGACCUAAGCCAGGGAGCGAGUUAAACCAGAAGCCUCCAGUUGAAACACCCAACCUUGCCGCCGCCGCCACCACACAUCCUUGUGCCUUUUACCUCAGUAAACCAACUGAAAGCCCAAGUUCUUGCUUGUCUGAUUCAGGAACAGGGCUGACUUACUGGAAGCUGGAGGAGAAGGACAUGUAUCACUCUUUGCCUGACACUUUGGAGAAGACAUUUGCACCGUCCUCCCUAGACAGACCACUGAGCCAGGUCCUGACUCUGGAUCCAAUCAUACAUAUGAAGCCAAAGGAGAAGGCUGUGGGGAUUCGGCCCCAUGGCUUUUUGAGUGCUCUUGACGACAGAAUAUCCUUUUCUCCAGACUCUGUUCUGGAGCCAAGCCUGUGCAGUCACUCUGACAGUGACUUGUUUUCACAAGCAAGUCAUAACGCUUCUCAGGUAUCUGGGUUCCCCAAAUAUCCUUCAACUACGAAAGCAUCACCUGUGGACACUUGGAAAAGCCAUGCAUUCCACAGUGAAAGUAGGACAAGUUCCACGGUCCCUUCACUCUGCACCAUCAGUAGCAACGAUAUCUCAGUCAGAACUGUAGACGAAGAAAACACUGUCACAUUGGCUUCCGCCUCAGUCAGUCAGUCCCAGCUUCCAGGUACAGCCAACAGUGUCCCAGAAUGCAUUUCAUUGGCUUCCCUGGAAGAUCCUGUGAUGUUGUCUAAAAUCCGGCAGAACCUCAAGGAGAAGCAUGCACGACACAUAGCGGAUCUUCGAGCUUACUAUGAAUCAGAGAUAAAUAGUUUGAAACAGAAACUGGAGGCAAAAGACACUUCUGCCGUUGAAGAGUGGAAGAAGAAAAAUGAAAUUCUUAUAGACAGAUGUGGUCAGCUGGACAGUGCAUUGAAUGAAGCUACUGGUCGUGUGCGAACACUUGAGAAUAAGAAUAAUUUGCUAGAAAUAGAAGUGAAUGAUUUGAGAGAACGCUUCAGUGCAGCCAGCAGUGCCUCCAAAAUUUUGCAGGACCGAAUUGAGGAAAUGAGAACGAGCAACAAAGAAAAAGAUAACACCAUCAUUCGGCUAAAAUGUCGGCUGCAGGAUCUGGAAGAAGCCUUUGAGAAUGCUUACAAACUCUCAGAUGAUAAAGAAGCUAGGCUGAAACAAGAAAACAAAAUGUUUCAGGAUCUCUUAGGAGAGUACGAGUCCCUCGGAAAAGAGCACGGGCGUGUAAAGGAUACAUUAAACACAACUGAGAACAAACUGCUUGAUGCACACACUCAGAUUUCUGAUUUGAAAAGGAUGAUCUCAAAACUCGAAGCUCAGGUGAAACAAGUAGAGCAUGAGAAUAUGUUGAGUCUUCGUCACAGCGCUAAAGGUCCCACGAGGCCAUCCCGGGCCAACACACUGGCGACCUCAGAUGUCAGUAGGAGGAAGUGGCUGAUUCCAGGAGCAGAGUAUUCCAUUUUUACUGGGCAGCCUCUGGACACUAGGAAGACAGAUAAUCAGCUGGAGGAAUCCCGUGUUCCUGGAUACAAUUCUCCUCCAGAAAAGGACUCUUCCCUUGGAUGUUCACCUUCAAGCUUAUUGAUUAAAAAGCAGAGGGAUACUCCAGACGCACCGAUCGUGAAAGCUUUAAAGGAACUUGAUGAUGAAAGAAUAUUUAAGAAUUGGGGGACACAGACAGAGAAAGAGGAUACAUCAAGUAAAUUAGUGAAUCCUCGGCAAACUGAACCUUUAGUCAAUACAGGCUGUUCCCCAGAGAAAUGUGCCCAGCAGAGACCAAAGAGACAGAGUUCAGCUUCACAAAGAUCGUCGUCUCUCCCACCCUCCAGUCGUAAAGCCAACACUCCAACAAAAAGAGAGAUUAUGUUAACACCAGUGACUGUGACUUAUAGUCCUAAGCGCUCCCCUAAAGAAAAUCUGUCCCCAGGAUUUAGUCAUCUACUUAGCAGAAAUGAAAGCAGUCCUAUUCGAUUUGAUAUCCUUUUGGAUGAUUUAGAUACUGUUCCUGUGUCCACACUACAACAAACCAGUCCAAGGGAACAGCUCCAGUUUCUUCCUCUAGAUGACUCGGAAGAACAAAAGUAUUCAGAAAAAGCCAGUGAUGACCCUGUUAAUCAUAGCUCUUGUCCUGAACCCUUGCCAAGUGGUGUGAAGAAAGUGUCCACACGACAAGCCUGGGAGAAGAGUAAAUCCGUUAGCCUUGAGCAGCGUAAGCCGGUGCCAGCAGCACUACAGGGUAACGAUUUUGAAUAUACAGCAAAAAUUAGGACCCUAGCUGAAACGGAGCGAUUUUUUGAUGAACUUACCAAAGAAAAAGACCAGAUUGAGGCAGCAUUAAGCCGGAUGCCUUCUCCUGGAGGAAGAAUCACUUUACAAACAAGACUAAAUCAGGAAGCCUUGGAAGAUCGUUUGGAAAGGAUCAAUCGUGAACUGGGUUCAGUUCGAAUGACACUCAAGAAGUUUCAUAUCUUGCGCAGCUCUGCAAACCUUUGAGAUUGGUAGCCAUUAAAUCUGAGACAUUUUUGUUUGCACUGAUGUACAGUUCUGCUCUCAGAAAAGACAAGCUUUUUUGUACUGUUUAUAAGACUUCAAACAGUAGUUUUACAAUCAUGUUAUUAUUACACUUGCUAUUUUAUACUCAAAUGGCCACAUAUUUUCAAGAUAUUUUCGUUAUGCUCAGGAACUUCUUGUAUAUUUUACUAUUUAAAAGGCAUUAUUUUUAAAUAGUGUAUGUCUUCAAUUUCUGUCAACAAUAAGGAAAUGUAAACAGGAGGUGGCUUGUUGCUAAGGAAAUAGUGUUAUCCUUUUACAAUGAACUUUGCACACCGAUUUUAUAAACUUGUUCUAUAUUGUAAAUAUAAUUCAUUUUUAAAAUAAAUGAUUCACAGCUUCCAUAAGGAUAGACUAACAUUGAAUAUUAAAAAUUAUAGUAUAAUUUGCAUUUAGAUUCUGUAGAAGUGUUUUAGAAAUGAUAACACAGUUUCUAUGUUAAACUUCUGCCUUGUAGUGAAUAGUAGAACAGUUAAGCCAACAAGAUGUCUUAACAGGUAGAGGUGCUUGCCACCAAGCCUGAGGACCAUUUUGAGUUCCCGAACCCACAUAUGAGAAAGAAAUGACUUUUGUAAGUUGUCUUCUGACCUCUACAUAUACACUUCAGCACGUUCACACCGCAAUAAAUAAUUAAACAUAAAAAUGAAUAAGACUCGAAUACUGAAGAGUUUAAAAACUACAUAUAACUUGUUUGAUUUCCCUGAAAAUAUUUUUAAGGAAAGAAAACAAAGAUGGAGAGCAGCAGGUGGAGAGCUGGGGUUUUCUGCCCCCAUCCAGGAUGUACGUUGUGUCACAGCUUGGAUAGUUUCCAGUGUAGCUCCAAUUUCUAUUAAACAUAAAGCUUUAGCUCCCAAAGCCAUUACCCUCUUAACCUCACUGACCUACCACUCCACCCUUGCCAAAAAGAAAAAGACCUACAUAGUAGCUGCUGUGAUAACUGUUGGUUUGGGCUCACAGCAUUCUACUCUGCCUGAUAAAGGACAGGAUUUAUGUCCAGAUAGAGCCUGGUGUCUUUUCCAGGGCCCUGCCGUGGCCUGUAGCCCACCACAUGGGUGGCAUUCCCUAGCUCUCUCUGAGAGCACUGUGUGGGCAGGAGAAGCUUUUCUGGUCGAGGAGCAGCACAUAUCUGUUUGUGUUGGGACUGUUGGUGAUAUCUGCACUGCUCACCCCCUCACUUCUGGAGACCACUCUGAACUCAACACCCAUGUUCUUGGAAUCUGAGCUCUCAUAGUUGAUUUCCAGGGCUAGUGCUCAAGGUUUUGAUUUUGGUUUGCCUCUGAGUUCUUUCCACGUAUGUAGUUCUUCAUAUAUAUUUAUAUCGAACCAAGACAUGCCAGGAAUCCCAUUAAGGUGUGUAUGCCUCAGCAGAACAUCGGGUGGUCUUCGAGCAUCUUCUGAUCAAAGCUUUACCUGGCGACCGAUUGGCCUGGACCCUGUCCUACUUGUGGGGACUCUGAGGUAGGAGGGGGUCCUUGGAGUUCACAGUCAGUAACCAGUGAAGACUUAAUCAGGAUUUCUUGUCAUUAGAAGUAAGUGCCUUUAUUCUUGGUUUUUCUGUUAGCCUUGUAAAAAUGAUGUUACAGUAAAACAAGGUUCAUUUUAAUCAAGCUCCUGUACAGCUUGUGUCUAGAGCUUAUAAGGGGAUGGGCUAUUUCUUAAGAUGUCCCUGUAGGUGACAUGCAGCAUUCACGGCUGGAGUACAGUACGCCUAGUGGUAGAGUCCUUGCCUUGCAUGUGAGGUCAACAAACAUGACAACUCGAACAAGUCCACUGUGUUUUUAUCUCAUUGUUCUCUCCAUUUAUUAUAAGUCUACUAUAUUCUCAAGAAGCAGGAGAUUGCCACUUCAGAAGAGAUGGUAGCUUAUCUUGCCAAGGAGUUAUCUUCUUAGGUGCCUAUAAUUGGCUUAUUCCAAAAAAGGCAUUAAGUUCCAUCAAAACAUCUUCUGUGCUUCUCAGAAAGCAUAUGCUUUGGUUUUUGAAGUGUGUAAUAGAUUUAAACUAUCAAUUACUUAUUUGAAAAAGAAAUUUUAUUCUUCAUAGUUAUGAAGAAAGACACCAAGGAAAAUUCUUGCAGCUGCCUUUCCCCUUAGUAAUGCAUAUCUUAAGAACACUUGAAUAACAAUCAAGUUAGCCUCAAAGUGGGGAAGAUAGCAGUCUUAAAGAGCAUCUGCUGCCCAAGGGAGGCAAACUGUUUCUGUGCUGAGGUUAUGCUGCAGCUAGUAAAAAACAAACCACCAAGAACCCCAGUGAGUCUGAGGCUUCUGGGACGUGCCUUUGAAAUGUGGAGAUGUGCCCUUCCUUCUCAGAGACCAGCUGCAGACCUGGUUACACCCUGGCUAAGGCUGGCUUCCUCACUUUAUAGACCAAAUGAUAGGGGAUCCAGAGGGGACCGACAGGCCAGUGCUUCCUUAAGUGUGUACCAAACAGCGUGUUUCAGUUUCAUCAGUUACUAGGAUUUUGAGAUAGUGUUGUUUCUUUUUUAUUUUUAUUUUUAAAGGCACACACUAUAUUCCCAAUCCAGUGGCUUUUUUUUUUUUAAAGUUGAUGGUUUUGUCCCAGUCACUCCAUUGGGCUGUCAUUUGUGUUAGGUGGUCUAUUUUGUCUUUGCUGUUUGAUAAAAGUCAAGGGUUUUCUUGAAUUGUAAAUGAAUUUCCUUGGUAUGUUAUUUAUUGGUUGACUAAAAUUAUAAAACAUUAACCCAUCAAAUGUAAAUUCAGAAAGCAUUUUGAUCUUAAUGGAUGGAAGGGUAUUACUGGGCAUAAAUAUUGACUUUUUCCAUUAUAGUUUACUGCAAGUUUAACCAAAAUUUUUCCCUCAAAUGUUUUGUGAUUAGACCUCUAGAGGAUGGACCACCUUGAAGAAGUGCCUGCCACCGAGCCUUAGAUUUAUGUGGAUUUACAAGCAUCAAGAGACUAGUGGAAUCCUUUUAACAUAGAAAAGCCAGGUGCUUUGCCAAACGCUGCUUGUCCUGUGAAGCCUGCACCCAAAUAUGUAGUGAGAUCAGACAUUUUCAUCAUCUUAGUGUCACAUGACUCAACAGUUUCCACUCAUUUUAAAUGUGCCACUUUGUACCGCAGGUCUUUAAAACCCUUAGAAUAAGUAAGUGGCACGUAGAGACCUUUAGGAAUGAAGGGAGAGCAUUCAUCAAUGGGUCAUGCUCACUUCUGGAUGUUGCCAACCUGGCUAAACCCUGGUAUUGCACAGAUUUUGACAGGAGUUAUUUCCUGCUCUGCCAAGAGCAAUACGGAAGUUUAACACCUUGUCGAACUAGUCCAGUGCUUUAGGACCUCACUAAAACCCUUUCCCCACAUAUUCGCCCUUUAUUUCACUGGAGACCUCAAAUAUGUGAGGAACCAAGCCAUAGCUUUGCAUUUGCUGAACAUUACCUACCAUGCCUUCACUAUAAGAUUUCAAAGGUUAAUUGUAUUUUACUUACAUUGGCUACUUUGACAGUAACCCAUAAUGUGAAAAACAGUUGCUAAUACAUUGCUGCUGUUGGUCAGGCAAGUGCUUGUCAUGCUUGUUUUUUAAAAUCUGGUCAAACACCGGAAUAAUGAAGUUGUAAGCUCUGAGAGAGCAGGGACCAUGUCAUCUUCCAUCUUGCAUCUAGGCACUCAAUAAAUAUUUGUGG
Messenger RNA from Alexandromys fortis (reed vole), 7455 nucleotides. RefSeq names its product M-phase phosphoprotein 9 (gene Mphosph9). The record is from RefSeq and is a predicted model, not a curated record. NCBI's taxonomy places the organism in Eukaryota, Metazoa, Chordata, Mammalia, Rodentia, Cricetidae. The transcript has 23 exons. Gene Ontology annotation, cellular component: centriole. Bases 330 to 3767 code for a protein of 1145 amino acids.